UAUUACCCAGCUUGGGAGCUUCUUCUUGCUUCCAGAAUUUAACAAACUUGGUCAUCGAUGGCUUUGAUCAUUUAAAAUAUUUACUCCCAUCUUCGAUGGUCAAAAGUGUUUUCAGACUGAAAGGGCUUGAGAUAUCUAACUGCAAGUUCAUGGAAAAAGUAAUAGAUGAAGAUGAAGAGAGAUCAAGUACAAUGAUGUUUCCUAAAUUAUACCAGCUAAAGCUUAGGGAUCUUCCAAAACUCACAACAUUCUGCAACUCCACUGCAAAAUUUGUUGAAAUGUCCUCCUUAUUCAGACUGUGGAUUGACGGUUGCCCUGGUAUGCAAACAUUCAUCUCCAGUUUUGUAUGUGGUGCCAUGACAUCAUCAAGCAAAGAUCAUGAAGAAAUGAAUACAAAGGAGAAUUUUACUCAGAUGCAAUCUCUUUUUGAUAAAAAGGUAAGACUCCCUAGUUUGGAGAGAUUGCAAAUCAGCUAUGCUGAUCAAUUGGUAAAAAUAUGGGACGAUCAGGUCUCUUUGGAUUCAUUUGGAAAAUUAAAUCGUGUGUUUGUAAGCUUUUGUAAAAAACUUGUAAGUGUUUUUCCAUGUAAGAUGCUUGGGAGACACCAGAAACUUGAAUCAUUGUAUGUACAAAACUGUGAUUCAGUUGAAGAGAUAUAUGAAGUACUUGAGAAAAGCUCUAGUAUGGUGGAGGAACCUGUUGAGAAGGAUGAAGCAGUCCCUAGGUUUGUGUUCUCGAACUUAAUUUGGCUUCAUCUACAGAUGCUACCGAGUCUCAAAAGUUUCUACCCAGAAGUAUAUAUUUCAGAAUGGCCAGUUUUAAAAAAGCUUAAAGUAUAUAGAUGUGAUAACGUGGAGAUCUUUGCUUCAGAAUUGUUGAACAUCCACGGGACUCAUAGAGAGAGUCAACAACCGCUGUUCUUUGUUUAUAAGGUAUGAGCCUCAAGUACUCAAUUAAAUCAUGUC
This is a messenger RNA of Pistacia vera, 965 nucleotides long. RefSeq lists its product as uncharacterized. NCBI's taxonomy places the organism in Eukaryota, Viridiplantae, Streptophyta, Magnoliopsida, Sapindales, Anacardiaceae. The record is from RefSeq and is a predicted model, not a curated record. The transcript has 2 exons. Bases 96 to 938 code for a protein of 280 amino acids.